Messenger RNA from Nilaparvata lugens (brown planthopper), 3053 nucleotides. RefSeq names its product protogenin-like. Gene Ontology annotation, cellular component: plasma membrane; axon. NCBI's taxonomy places the organism in Eukaryota, Metazoa, Arthropoda, Insecta, Hemiptera, Delphacidae. Gene Ontology annotation, molecular function: protein binding. The record is from RefSeq and is a predicted model, not a curated record. Gene Ontology annotation, biological process: cell-cell adhesion; axon guidance.
ACCAACAACCGAUUUCGUGAGUGAAAUGAAGCGCUCAGUUAAUGUGCUGACACUGCACAACGUGACAGAACACCACGCAGGCACCUACACCUGUACGGCCAUCCCGAAUGAUGCUGACAAUGAUGAUGACGAGUUGGCGGGCGAAGCGCCCCUGCUGACUCGACUGGUCACACUGGAAGUGCUGUCACCGCCGCUCGUCGUAAAGAAGCCAAAGUCUGACGUCUACCCCACUGCCAAAACGGUCAGGAUCGAAUGCGAAGCCAAAGGAAACCACUGCCCGACAUUUAAUGUGCUGACACUGCACAACGUGACAGAACACCACGCGGGCACCUACACCUGUACGGCCAUCCCGAAUGAUGCUGACGAUGAUGAUGACGAGUUGGCGGGCGAAGCGCCCCUGCUGACUCGACUGGUCACACUGGAAGUGCUGUCACCGCCGCUCGUCGUAAAGAAGCCAAAGUCUGACGUCUACCCCACUGCCAAAACGGUCAGGAUCGAAUGCGAAGCCAAAGGAAACCCACUGCCCGACAUUGUAUGGCUCAAGAACGGACAAACACUCAGGAUAAAUGGUAGAGUAAGCGCACGCAACCAGUCUCUAGUGCUUAGCAACUCUGUGCCGGAUGAUUCAGGCGUCUACCAGUGCGUGCUUAGCAACGGCGUGGGGGCGGGUGCUUGGGCCGCUGCUAGGGUGCUGGUGAAUGUGAGCACAAGUGACCAGCCUGCCGCCCCCACCAGCCUCCAAUGCACUGCCACCUCCGCCACACAGGUCACGGUCACCUGGCAGCAGCCGACAAGUGCCAAGGAGGUGCAGGCUUAUACUGUGCACUAUCUACCCACUGAUGGUGGAGAAGAAAUGAGAACGGUGUCCCUGAAUAGAUCAUUCACUGUCAACAACCUACUGCCUUUUACAAACUACACUUUUUACAUCAGAGCCUAUGGCAAAAAAUCAGCCAGCGAUCAGUCGCUGCCCGUCACUUGUUUAACUGGAGAAGAAGUUCCUGUGGGCGCCCCAGAAGUGCAGGUGGAGUCUGAGAACCCGACGUCGCUGAGUGUGUCGUGGACGCCGCUCAGUGACAAGCUGGCCCGCGGGCAGAUAUCAGAGUACAAAAUACAGUGGCGACGCAAUGACCAUCACUCCACCAACAAUGUCGACACCGUUAAGGACCAUGUCACUCACUACUUGAUAACAGGUUUGCAGCCGGAUACGGCUACGAGGUGCGAGUGUUGGCGGCCACUGCGCAGGGUUGGCCCAAUAUGGCUGACGAGGCGUUGCCAUGCAACAGGUGCACACGCUGCCAGUAGAGCCCGACAUGCACUCCUACCUAUGCCUCAGUUGCAGCUUACUGUCACCAAUUCCACCACAAUACUGGUGAAAUGGAGUUUGGAGCCUGUACAGCAGAAAGUCGAUGGAUUCCAUUUGUCCUAUCGCAAGCAGAAUGGAGAACUGUUGGGACCUGAACUGAUAGAUGCCAGGAAAACUGAACAUGUGUUAGCAGAUCUUGAACCGGAAACAUGGUACGAAGUGGUGAUGAGUGGCAUAUCGCAGGGUGUCGAAGGUGAGUCAGCCGUUCGCUCCAUUCAGACCUGGGCCUGGCAGGCGGGCGAAGCGGUGCUGAUGCCACUUCCGGCCCCCACCCACCUGUUUGCCGAGCCCGUGUCACCCACCGCCAUCAACCUGACGUGGGUGGGGUCAGUCCCACCCGCCAACGUGUCCCACUACACAAUCAGCUACCACCUGGUGCAGACCGCUCUACCUCUUCACAACUCGUCUAUCUAUUUUUUAAACAGUACAAGCACCGGAGUUCAAAUAACUGGUCUAAAGGCGUACACUCUGUACGAGUUGAAAGUGAGGACGCACGACGAGAAUAACAGGCACAGCGAGUACAGUCAGAAGCUCGAGUGUCGAACAUCGAAGACCGUGAUGCCGGGUCCCGUUCAUGACGUGCAGUGGAAGCUGAUGAACUCGAGUACAGUGCGCAUCUCGUGGAAAGAGCCUUUGAAAGUGAAUGGAGUCAUUGUCAACUACACCCUCGCCUACUCGCAACACCCCGCCCAACCUAUCGCCGACUGGACUAAAACUAUUGUACCUGCAUCUAAGCUAAGCACAAACUUGACAUCAUUGAAGAAUAACCGUUACACUUUAAAAAUAUGGGCGAGUAGUGGGGCAGGACCGGGGCCUCCUUCUCCAAAUUUGGAAAUUACAAUUCCCUCGAAAAUCGGCCGCAAACUGCCUCCUAUUUCCGACCAAUCAACUGAGACUACACCUGAUCGAAAACCUGAUCAAAUUCUUGGCAUUGUGAUCGGCUGUGUGAUUGGCGCCAUCUGCAUAAUAAUGUGCACCAUAGUGCUGGUGUACCGACACAAGUGCACCAAGCCGGGGCCUAUCUGCCGCACCGGGCAGGCGGCCGCCAACGGCUCCACCGGCUUCUAUCUGCCGCCCUCCACCGCCUUUGACGAAAUGCAUGAAAUGGAGUGCUUCACCGGACCUCUCGACACCAAGGGUGGCUUCCCACAAGAUCAAGUGAAUGGAUUAAAGCUGACACUACUCACCAAUGGACGAAUUCCCAAUGGACAUGCAACAAGAGAACGUGAUCAUGGUGUCAGAAUAACAGAAAAUCCUCAGUUUAACUCGCCGAUCGGCAACCUGUCGCCGGGCUCGUGCGAGGGCAUGCGCGUGGCCAGCGACGAGGGUGACAGUCUGCUCAGUGGAGGUCUCCAGGAGGCGGAGGUUGACGCCCUCGAGGAGGACGAUGAUGGGGAGAGCACCAGUCUCAACGACACGCAACUGACAGUACUGGACUGUUGCCAACAGCAUGGAAACGACAGGCAUCUGACAGCCUGUUGCCAACAGCAUGGAAACGACAGGCAUCUGACAGCAGCGCUGGACUGUUGCCAGCAGAACGAGGCGACUGUCAAGUGCUGCAAGACAGAACGGAUGAUAGCCGACGAUGAUGACGGCUUCCAUGAGAACGAGAACCAUCGUCACCAUCACCUCAUCAUGUUGGGGCCCAACGGAUGAGUGCGGCACAAGCGGCUGGCUCCCCGUCGCAAGC